Messenger RNA from Phoenix dactylifera (date palm), 2661 nucleotides. RefSeq names its product DELLA protein SLR1. The record is from RefSeq and is a predicted model, not a curated record. Lineage: Eukaryota; Viridiplantae; Streptophyta; Magnoliopsida; Arecales; Arecaceae.
AUGAUCUCCAAUGGGGGGUGCUGAAGUUCUACUGAAAGAACAUGCAAACACACAGAGGGAGAUGAGAGAGAGAGAGUGAGAUUUGGAGGAGAUGCCUCUCUGAUCAAUUGAUGCCCCCACCAUAUUCCCCCUUGUGUUCCCCCUCUUCCACCGAUAUAGCUCCGGAUCCCCUCUCCCCCCGCUUCCAUCGCCGCUCCUCUUUCUUUCCCUCUUAUUCUCCGAGGCGGUUGUAGGAGCCCGCGCCGCCAUCACUAGACACCCCCUCUGCUCCAAUCCCAGAUCCCCCCUGCCUCCGACAUCCAUAAACCAUAGAUUUCGAUUGGAAGCUAGAGUAGGGAAGCGAUGAAGAGAGAGCAUCAGGAGAGCGGGGGUGGAGUUGGGGGGUAUCCGGCGGCGGAGAUGAUGUUGAGCGGGAAGGGCAAGAUGACGGGGAUGGAGGAGGAGCACGACGGUGGAGUAGACGAGCUCUUGGCCGCGCUCGGGUACAAGGUCCGGUCCUCGGAUAUGGCAGAUGUCGCCCUGAAGCUCGAGCAGCUCGAGAUGGCCAUGGGCAGCAGCGCCGCCCAGGACGACGCGUUCCUCUCCCACCUCGCCUCCGACACCGUCCACUAUAACCCCUCCGACCUCUCCACCUGGCUUGAGAGCAUGCUCUCCGAGCUCAACGCCCCGCCUCCUCCCCUCCCCUCCGCCCCGAUUCCCAAGCACCAGAGUAACCAACUCGAUCUGCCGCCGCCGCCGCCUGUCCCCGCCGCUGCCGCUCCGGCUUCGAUUCUAGAUCCGGCUGAGUGCUCUACUGUGACCACCGUCGACUUGCCAACCCCACGGCGCCAGUCGGAGUACGAUCUCAAGCCCAUCCCCUCCGCCGCCACCGCCGCCCCCGGCCGCGUCGUGUACGGACCGGAGGCUACGGUGGAGCUAAACGCCCGGGAUCGGAAGCGGAUGAGGACCUCCUCCUCUUCCUCGUCUUCGUCCCGAGGAGGGAUUGGAGUUGGAGUAGUAAGAGGGAUGGGAUCGUCGAUGCCUUCCGCGACGGAGGCGUCGUCGAUGGCUGCGGGGCCGGCAGCAGGGGCGCUGCCGGUGGUGGUUGUAGACUCGCAGGAAGCCGGGAUCCGGCUGGUCCACACGCUGAUGGCCUGCGCGGAGGCGGUGCAGCAGGAGAACCUCAAGGCGGCGGACGCGCUGGUGAAGCAGAUCUCGGUGCUCGCCACCUCCCAGGGCGGCGCGAUGCGCAAGGUGGCCGGCUACUUCGCCGAGGCUUUGGCCCGCCGGAUCUACCGCGUUCACCCCCAGCAGGACUGCGCCCUUGACUCCGCCUUCUCCGAUAUUCUCCAGAUGCACUUCUACGAGAGCUGCCCCUACCUCAAGUUUGCCCACUUCACCGCCAACCAGGCCAUCCUCGAGGCCUUCGCCGGCUGCCGCCGCGUCCACGUUAUCGACUUCGGGAUGAGGCAGGGGAUGCAGUGGCCGGCGCUGAUGCAAGCCCUAGCCCUCCGCCCGGGCGGUCCGCCGUCGUUCCGGCUCACGGGCAUCGGCCCUCCCCAACCCGACAACACCGACGCCCUCCAGCAGGUUGGAUGGAAGCUCGCCCAGUUCGCCGACACCAUCCACGUCGACUUCCAGUACCGCGGCUACGUCGCCAACAGCCUAGCCGACCUCGAACCCUGCAUGCUGGGGGCCGAUGCCGCUGGCGGCUGCAGCAGCGGUGGAGACGAGGAGCCGGAGGCGGUGGCUGUGAACUCGGUUCUGGAGCUCCACCGUCUUCUGGCCCGGCCGGGCGCUCUGGAGAAAGUUUUGGGCACGGUCAGGGCGGUCCGGCCCAGGAUCGUGACGGCGGUCGAGCAGGAGGCGAACCACAACGCCGGAUCGUUCCUGGAGCGGUUCACGGAGGCCCUGCACUAUUACUCGACCAUGUUCGACUCGCUGGAGGGCGGGUGCACCGCCACAGGGGCGGCGGCGGCGGCUGAGGUGGCCACUGGCGGGGGGCAGCAGGACCGGGUGAUGUCGGAGGUCUACCUCGGGCGGCAGAUCUGUAACGUGGUAGCGUGCGAGGGGGCGGAGCGGACGGAGCGGCACGAGACACUGGGCCAGUGGCGUGGCCGGAUGACCCGGGCCGGCUUCGAGCCGGUCCACCUUGGGUCCAAUGCGUUCAAACAAGCCAGCAUGCUCUUGGCCCUCUUCGCUGGCGGCGAUGGCUAUCGCGUCGAGGAGAAGGACGGAUGCUUGACCCUCGGGUGGCACACGCGCCCCCUCAUCGCCACCUCCGCCUGGCGCGUCGCCGCUGCCGGCGACGCCCUCUCCGCCGCCCGCUGACCGACCCACCGUCUCGAUCGGAACGCAGCAAGUGCAGUCGUCUGAUGAUGCCCCUUCCCUCUCUCUCUCUCUCUCUCUCUCUCUCUCUCUCUUCCGCUGCUGACCCCAGGUGGGUCCACCGGUUCAGGGUGAUUGAUGGUGCUGCGGAGCGCUGAAUCACUGGAUCAACCCCGGCUCGGGGCUCGCCCUGGACCCCAUCUCUCGCCUUUCUUUCUCUCCUUUUCUUUUCUUUUUUUUUUUGUUAAGUUAAUUUUGGUUUUUGUCAGCCUCUUUGGAAUAUUAUCCUGUGUAAUCUAUCUACCAUCCACCUUAUUUUCUAAAUAAAAAAAGAGGUGUUUUUUACUUUAAAAA